AUGAACCAGAACCCCAUCCCAGAUGUUGAGCGGCAGGCCCUUGAGCAUGCGAUCAACUUCAACAACGAGUUCGGAAAGUUGAUAGAGAGCAACGUCCGGUUUGAAGAGUUUGGUUGCAGUCUGAUGGCCGAGACUUUGCAAAAGUGGGCCGCACGAGAUCCUCAGGUGUCUGCGAGAUUGAAGCGGAGACUUGCAAAACCGCGGUGCCCGCUGGAAAUGGAGGUAGCCGUGAUGAUGUCACGGGGUGGAGGCUCCCAGAAGGUCGAGUGCACUCCCACUGAGUAA
This is a messenger RNA of Perkinsus marinus ATCC 50983, 285 nucleotides long. RefSeq lists its product as hypothetical. Bases 1 to 285 code for a protein of 94 amino acids. The record is from RefSeq and is a predicted model, not a curated record. The transcript is spliced from 4 exons. Lineage: Eukaryota; Perkinsozoa; Perkinsida; Perkinsidae.